Aureobasidium vineae is the source of this 690-nucleotide messenger RNA. The record is from the annotation of a GenBank genome assembly. Lineage: Eukaryota; Fungi; Ascomycota; Dothideomycetes; Dothideales; Saccotheciaceae.
AUGCUGCACUACGAAAAGACGCCUGUUAUGCCUUCUGAUCACCUUGCGAAUGCGCCUUCGACGCCAAUGCCCAAUUCUUCAUCUGCGAAUGCAACGAUUACUGCCAGCACGACUGCAGUGCCGCAACAUCGACACAUCUGGAUCAUCACAGGACCAGCAGGAUGUGGAAAGACGUCUGUAGCAGAAUACCUGUCCACGACCUUUGCUCUGCCCUACCUGGAAGGCGACAGCUUCCACCCACAAGCCAACAUCGAANAAAUGGCCAACAACAUCCCCCUCACCGACGCAGACCGCUGGGACUGGCUCAUCCUCCUCCGCGACCAAGCCGUUUCCGCCCUCUCCACCGGCGCAUCAGGUGUCGUCCUCACCUGCUCUGCUCUAAAACGCAAAUACCGUGACGUCAUCCGUGUAGCGUCCUACAACGACAAUAAUGUGCUAGUACACUUCAUCUAUCUGUCUGCGACUCAAGAGCUGCUGUUGCAGAGGGUGCAUGGUAGAGUGGGGCAUUAUAUGAAGGAUUCGAUGGUCAAGAGUCAGUUUGAGGCAUUGGAGCCGCCGACAACGGAUGAGAGGGAUGUCAUGAGUGUGGAUGUUAGUGGCGACUUUGCUAGUGUGCAGGCGUUGGCGGUUGAGGUUGUGAAUCAGGUCAUGGCGAGUGAUGCUGUUAUUGUUGAGCCUGUGCAGGCAUAG